Messenger RNA from Bombina bombina (fire-bellied toad), 2941 nucleotides. RefSeq names its product alkB homolog 6 (gene ALKBH6). The record is from RefSeq and is a predicted model, not a curated record. Lineage: Eukaryota; Metazoa; Chordata; Amphibia; Anura; Bombinatoridae. The transcript is spliced from 6 exons. Bases 167 to 883 code for a protein of 238 amino acids.
CCUUCCAUUGAUUGGUUUCCUCUCGUUUCACUCUCGGACACUGUGAAAGCGGAAGAUCAAUAUUCCAGGAUUGCACAUGUAACUAUCAGCAGGUGCCGCAGAGGCUUCUGGGAGAAGUACCUGAAAACUCACCCAUAAUGCUCUGCUUGUUAACUGAAUUGCUAUAAUGCAGGAAAACAACAGCUACUUUGAGUUGGAACCCUUCCUGGUACAGCAGGCUCCCCGGGCUGCAUAUUACAUACCAAACUACAUCAGUGCGCGUGAGGAGGAAUAUCUGCUGCGCCAGGUAUAUAACUCUCCCAAGCCAAAGUGGACGCAGCUCUCCGGGAGGAAACUACAGAACUGGGGGGGUCUCCCGCACCCACGGGGGAUGGUUCUGGAGAAUCUGCCUCUCUGGCUGCAGACAUACACAGAAAAGGUUUCCUCACUGGGGGUGUUUGGGGACCACUCUGCUAACCAUGUGCUGGUGAAUGAAUACCGACCUGGGGAGGGGAUCAUGCCACAUGAAGAUGGCCCACUCUACUAUCCCACUGUUACGACCAUUAGCCUGGGAUCCCACAUCCUACUGGACUUUUACUUACCGCUCAGCAAGGAGACAGUGCCAGACCAAGAACAGGUACCAUUGUCCGAGGAGCAGCGCCACAUCUUUUCCCUCCUCUUGGAACCACGGAGCCUCCUCGUGCUGCGUGAGGACCUAUACACAAAUCACUUGCACGGAAUCCGCCCCGUUACCCACGACACGCUAACGGCGACAGUAGUUAACCUGAAUCAGUGUGCGGCACAAGUUGGCGACACAUUACAAAGAGACACACGAGUGUCACUCACCAUCAGAUAUGUGCCCAAAGUGUUGAAGACCUCAUUGCUGCUGGGGAAGAGGAAGUGAGAGUUUCUGUGCACUGUGUUUGCAGUAUGCAGCUUGUGUUUGUGUAGGGCAGAAUAUGACUCUUCUACAACACAAGGGGCAGAGUUGAGUAGUAUGUGCCCUCUUGUGGACUUUGCGUUUGAAGAGGUGUGUUUUGUGAAGGUAGAGAGCAAUAUAUAUACACACGUGGACCAUUUAACGAUAUGACUAUUGUCAUGAUGAAUCAUCUACAUCUUCAAAGGAAGCAGUUUUUGUUUGUUUUUAUUUAACACUUAGCAUGAACUGAUACUAGCCACACUCACUCGGGAGCUGCGAAACAGUUUCUAUGGUUAAUAUCAAGGAGAUUAAGUCUACUGCAAUAAAUAGCAGAACUGUGUGCGGAGUUACAAUAAAAUAAUGGUCAAAGGUUCACAAUAACAGAACAGAUAUAAUAUCUGUAAUAGAGGGAUCAAUAGGUUAAUUGAACAGUUUGGCAGUUUGUCAUGAACCCAAAGGUUUAGAAAUAUUUGUUAUGCUACAUAUCAAAUAAAAUGAGUCCUGUACUGCCGGCCCGCAUUAGCCCACCACACAUGAGAACUACUGCCCUUCUGAGAUUUUACCUGCCUGAAAAAGACAUGAAACACAAUUUUUUUUGUGAUUUAGAUAGAACAUAACAUUUUAAACAACUUUCCCAUAUUCUUCCAUUAUAAAUUUUUGCUUUAUUUUCUUGGUUUCCUUUGUUGAAGGAGCAGCAAUGCAUUACUGGGAGGUAGCUGAACACAUCAGGUGAGCCAAUAAUGAGACAUAUAUUUGCAGCCGCCAAUCACCAGUUAGCUCCCAGUAGUUCAGCACUGUUCCUGAGCCUACCUCGGUAAGCUUUUCAACAAAGGAUGCCAAAAGAACAAAACAAAUUAGAUAAUAUAAGUACAUUAGAAAGUUGUUUAAAUGUGUGUGCUUUAUCUGAAUCAUUAAAGAAAAAAUAAAAGACUUGCCUGUACCCAAGUGUUUUUUUUUUGUAGCCUAAUUUGCAUUAGACACUGGUUCUACUUAUAUCAUACAAUAGUCCUUCCUGGUCAUCAACCUAUUCUCAGCCAUAUUUUUGCUUACUCAGCUGAAUGUUUCCCUCUCAAGACCUAGGAGAUCUGACCACCUACCAAAUCAGAGCUAGUUGUCCCCUCAGUAUCAGACUCCGCUGUCACGCAUGUAGACCAAACUCCUUUGUCCCGCCCUCCGCUGAUAAGACCGCCCUCUGCUGAUAAGACCGCCCUCUGCUGAUAAGACCGCCCUUCGCUGAUAAGGCCGCCCUCCCCUGAUAAGACCGCCCUCUGCUGAUAAGACUAAGCAGUUUGUGAUCUCCAUUUUCCACAGCCAUAAAACCAAUGUUUCAACUAUCAAGGAAAAAACUAUACCCUCCUUUCUGAACAGAAUUAUUUCCUACAUUUGUCAUAUGCUAAUGAGGCAGAGGUUUCACAUUGUAAAUGCUCCUAUCGAUAACAGUCUUGCACAAACCACCCCACGCAGACAGGUUUACUGUCUGAGAACAUUUUCUUUCCCAAGAAUGAUAAAUCUAUAUAAAUAUGCCUACGUGCACCAGCUGUUGGAAGACUGCUUGUCUAGUCAGUGAUGUACAAUUCACUAGUUUUUUAUUAAAGGGAUUUUAGAUAUAUAUAUUUAGCGCUGCGGAAUCUGUUGACGCUCUACAAAUAACCGAUAAUAUUAAUAAUAAUAAUAUAUAUACGUGCAUAGUAUAUAUAAGCCAUAAAACAUUUACAUUCUUAAAGGUAUAAUGUAGUAAGCAGCUGAUAGGAGUUUAUUGUAUUUAAAGAUAUUGCAGAGACACCAUUUCAAAUGGGAUGGGCUUGCUCCCACUGGGGAUUGAUUUCUGCUGUUUUCUGUCUACAUAACAUUUCUAUAAAAAUUAUUUCAGUAUAGGUGGUGGCUUUAACAGGCAAAAACUGCUAUUUUCAAAGUAUAAAAUAAAUGUAGAGGAACUAUUUGUAAACCAUUUAAUCCCAUCACUACUGGGAAUUUCAAAUAAAAACUUGCCUAAAAUGCCGGAGAACGUUUAGCAUUUUUGCUAACGUUCCAUUUUAAUAGAAA